UUUAAUAUUAUUCUUUUCUUGAGUUUUAAGAUAAAUAUUUUGAAUUUACCUUCAUGCUUCAAGUACAUUUUUUUAGAUGGAGUAAACAAAAAAGAGAAGGAAAGCUAGUUACCAUUUUUUGUGAAGAUGCUAAUCUAACUGAUGACAUGAUUGAUCUGACUGAUGAUGCGAGACAUACAAGUCAAAAUAAAGAUGAUGAUUUAAACAACGAUAUUCAGCUCAUAGCAAAGGAGAUAGCAGCUGAUUUUCAAAUUGGUGAUUGGGUUGCUAUUGAAUAUAAUAUGCAGUGGUAUCCUGCAAUAAUUCAAAGUGUCAAUCGUGACAAUGUUCAUGUUUCUUGUAUGGAAUAUUCUACUACACCUGAAAAAAACUGUUUCAAGUGGCCAACCAAGGAAAAUAUUCUCCAAUAUUUAUAUCUUGACGUUAUUUGUAGGAUUGAUGCACUAACACCAACUAAUCAAAGAGGGGACUAUUCUCUCUCAAUAGACGAUAUGUAUAACAUAGAAAUUCAGAUUGACAGAUAAACUUCUUUAAAACUUUAUUUGGUUUGCUUUCUUAAACAAGUUGUAUUUGAAAAAACGUUUAUCCGAAAUUUACAUAAUUGUUUUAACAAUGAUAUAAACACUUCAAAGUGUGUGAUGUUUGGAUCUUUUUCUCAUAAAAGAAGCUUAGAAAAUAACUUUUAUC
Molecule: messenger RNA, 687 nt
Organism: Hydra vulgaris (swiftwater hydra)
Lineage: Eukaryota; Metazoa; Cnidaria; Hydrozoa; Anthoathecata; Hydridae
Source: RefSeq, a predicted model, not a curated record